UCUCCCUGUCCCUAUCUUCAGAGCCAUCUCAAAGAAGAGUCAAAAAAAGGAAGCGGGCUGAAUGUUUCAGAAACCCUAGCUUCUUCCCGCAGGAAACACUUCUCCUUCUUCUGAAAUCGCCGGAUUCUCAUUCUCCAAACCCACCUACGUCUCUCUCUGCACCGUCCAUCUGGUGGGCCGUACCCUCGAUCGGUCACAGUUGAAAAGAGCACAAAGGAACAAGAGCACAGAAUCAAAGACUCAGGUCAGUUAUCCGGAUUGCAAAUGAACAAUACACAUUGCGUGAUUUGGAAUGGAAAACGUAGGGGGGUUGGCGAUGUAGGUAACAUUGGUUUGGAUCUCUUAACCAUUGGCCCGACUUGUACAAACUGAAACCCCAAAGGCUGACCUUGGUGAAUUAUGCCUUGCUCGGUAAUGAAUAGCAAGACAUCACAUGAAAGGGGGUGUUGAGACUGUCCUCUAGCAGUGUAAACUUGGAUGGGGCCACAUGAAGAUAAGAAGACUACACAAAAUCAAAUUAGAUAAUGAUUUUCCUGACCCUUACAAUAAAGAGCUGUGUUAGGAUCUUCUUGAAAGCACAUUGAAAUUGGUGGUUUGCAAUUCACCUGAUAACAUCCUGGCCUGUUUUCUUUAAAGGGGAGGGUCACAUUCCUAGUCUCUAAAUUCUUCUACACAAUGGCAUCAUCUAUUAUGAAUAUGACAAACAUCACAUUGGAUCAGUUAAUAGCGGUGGUUAAUGCCCCUUUUGCACGAGCUGUUGUUUUUGGAGUGCAUAUUGGUGGGCAUCUAGUUGUGGAAGUCAUCCUUGUGGCAGUCAUCUUUUUCUUACUUCUCCAAAAGAGCUACAAGCCCCCAAAACGGCCUUUGACGGAGAAGGAAAUAGACGAACUUUGUGAAGAAUGGGUCCCAGAAUCUCUUCAUCCUCCUCUUACAAAAGAAAUGGAAUAUGAACCUCGAGUGUUGGAAAGUGCUGCUGGGGUCCAUACAGUUAUAGAUGGCAAUGAAGUUGUGAAUUUUGCUUCAGCAAAUUAUCUGGGAUUAAUAGGGCAGGAGAAGUUAAUUGAAUCGUGUACGGCUGCAUUAGAGAGAUAUGGUGUUGGUUCUUGUGGUCCUCGUGGUUUCUAUGGGACGAUUGAUGUCCACCUUGACUGUGAAGCCAGGAUUGCAAACUUUUUGGGAACACCGGACUCGAUACUUUAUUCCUAUGGGAUUUCUACUAUUUUCAGUGCGAUUCCAGCCUUUUGUAAGAAAGGCGACCUCAUCAUUGCUGAUGAGGGUGUCCACUGGGGAGUACAAAAUGGUCUUUAUCUAUCCAGAAGCACCGUUGUGUAUUUCAAGCACAAUGAUAUGGAGUCCUUGCAAAGCACUUUGGAGAAAGUUACUCGAAAAAAUCAGCGUGCAAAAAAGCUGCGGCGCUAUAUUGUGGUUGAAGCCGUGUACCAGAAUUCUGGCCAAAUUGCUCCACUAGAUGAGAUAAUUAGACUGAAAGAGAAGUAUCGGUUCCGAGUCCUGUUAGACGAGAGCAAUUCUAUUGGUGUGCUCGGCCAUUCUGGAAGAGGUCUUUCUGAACAUUAUGGAGUUCCAAUUGAAAAGAUUGAUAUUAUAACUGCUGCUAUGGGGCAUGCACUAGCUACAGAUGGAGGAUUCUGCACUGGAAGUGUUAGAGUUGUUGAUCACCAGCGUCUCAGUAGCUCUGGAUAUGUGUUUUCUGCAUCGUUACCUCCUUAUCUUGCGAGUGCUGCAAUUACUGCUAUUGAUGUCCUGGAGGAAAAUUCUAAUCUGCUCAUGAAGCUGAAGGAAAAUCUUGCGCUUCUAUGGAAAGGUUUGUCAGACAUACCAGGCCUGUCAAUUACAAGCAGCCCACUGUCACCCAUUGUCUUUCUCAAACUAAAGAAUUCAACUGGUUCCUUCAAGAAUGAUAUGAUCCUGCUUGAAGAUAUUGCUGACCAUGUAUUGAAGGACUCUGUGUUCCUGGUGACGUCUAAGAAAUCUGCUAUUGAUAAGUGCCGUCUCCCGGCAGGCAUUCGCAUGUUUGUUUCUGCAGGCCAUUCAGAUUCCGAUCUCCUUAAAGCAUGCGAGGCAUUGAAGAAAGCUGCUGCAGCUGUGCUAUAGGACCAGUACUGGCAGGUGCCUUCUGAUCUUUGCUCAUUGCGAUCCUUUUGUUACGAAAUGUGAGUCCAGGGUGGAGACUGUCACAUUUGCACCCUAUUUCUUUAUUUUUUUCUCAUCAAUAGAAUAAAAUACUGUGUUAGUCUUGACAUGUAAAUAGAUUUUAAUGUGUAUGUGUUUAAUUUCAGUGCUGCAACUGUUGGUGUGAGGGUUUGAUAUGACGACUGUUUGGAUGUUAGAAUCAGGAGAAAUUUUUUGUAUAGUAUUAGAGUGUAAGUGGCGGGCUUCCAAGUAUUUUUGUGUUAAUGCAUGAGUUUUUAUUUUUAUAUA
Molecule: messenger RNA, 2439 nt
Organism: Magnolia sinica
Lineage: Eukaryota; Viridiplantae; Streptophyta; Magnoliopsida; Magnoliales; Magnoliaceae
Product: long chain base biosynthesis protein 1-like
Exons: 14
Coding region: 676-2112 (478 amino acids)
Biological process (GO): sphingosine biosynthetic process; ceramide biosynthetic process
Cellular component (GO): endoplasmic reticulum
Molecular function (GO): serine C-palmitoyltransferase activity; pyridoxal phosphate binding
Source: RefSeq, a predicted model, not a curated record